GAUAGUGCCCUCGAUGGUUUGACACCUCUAUUGCCUUAAUUUUUAAUUAAAUUUUUGCUUCCACAUUUAUGAAAUGAUAUGCCGUCUGUGUCUCGAAGAUGCCCAGCACAGUGUCCCCAUCUUUGACGGCGUCGACAGCCCAAUGCAGCCAUCGCUGUCCAACCUGGCCGAAUUGAUAGAGAAACACCUGCAAUUGGUUCUGAUGCCCAACGAUGCUGUAUCCAAGUGCCUGUGCACCAAAUGCUGGCAGCAGCUGGCCGACUUUGAACAGUUCUGCGCCAUGGUGAUGAAGAAACAGCUGGGGCUGCCGCUGAAGCUGGAGCCUUUCUCGGAUGACGACGAGGACACCAAGGCACAGAUAUUGUGCGAGCCAGAGAUUGAUGUCAGCCCCUCGGCCGAUACAAACGAAUACAAUGAGAUCGACAUAGACACGAAACCACUGCCAAGCAGUGGCAGGACUACGACCAGGCGAAGGGUACGCCUUCCGUCGCCCAUACGCCGCAGCAUGCGUCCCCGGGCCGCCCAGAAGGCCAGACCAUUGAAAGCGAAACCGAAGCGUCACCUUGAGUCGGAGCUGGACAUCGCUGGGAGUAGCAACAGCGGCGAAAUGGAUAGCUACAUUGCGGCACACGGUCGCCUGGAAUGCUGUCAGUGCGGCGGCGAUUCCCAGUAUCACAACUUUGCCGAGCUCAAGCGACAUUAUCGGAAUGAGCAUCAGACGGCCGGAUAUGUGAUGUGCUGUCAGAGGCGCUACAAGAAGCGUGCUCUCUACGUGGACCAUCUGCGAAUGCACAACGAUCCGGAUUACUUUAGAUGUAAGAUUUGUGCGAAGCAGCUGGUCAGCAGAAUCAGCUACGACGUGCACAUGCUGCGGUUUCAUUCCAACGAGGACGAGCUGAGCUUCGCCUGCGACAAGUGUUCGAAGCGGUUUUCAAAGCAAUUCCUGCUGACCAUCCACGCCCGUGUCCACCAACAGGAGCGCACCGAAAAGUGCAAGCACUGCGACAGAUCAUUCCGCACUGCUGUCGAUUUGCGCCUGCACAUGCGUCGCACUCACGAUCCCACCUUUGUGCCCUUCAUCUGCGACUCCUGCGGCUCCAAGUUCAAGACGAAGCAAAAUCUCUUGGUACACAAGCGCACCGUGCAUCGGGAGGGCUCACAGCUGCCGGAGGUGCAGUGUCAGGAAUGCCAGACCUGGCUGAGCGACGAGAACAGCCUGCGCAAGCACAUGUACAUGCAUCGCGAUGCGGCGUCCACGCGCGAAUGGAAGUGUGGACAGUGCGGCCUAGUGAAGGACUCGCGCGCAAAGCUUGCUGCCCACAUUCGGUAUCAUCAUCCGAAGGAGUAUCACAAGUGCACACACUGCGGGAAGGAGUUCAAGAGCAGUCGUGGCCUCGAGGAGCACACGGCCACACACACCGGCCAGGACCUGUACGAGUGUGCCUUCUGUGAGCGCACCUUCAAGAAUUCGGGCAACAUGCACAAGCACCGCCGGCAGAUGCAUGCCGCCCAGGUUGCCGCACUGCAGCAGCAGAAAAAGGUACGUCCGAGCAAGCGGAAGGAGAAGGGCUCCCUGCUGCUCUUGGAUGAGGGGGAUAACGAAAUAAACGACUGAUCGAUUCCAAAAUAAACUUUACUUUC
This is a messenger RNA of Drosophila obscura, 1641 nucleotides long. Its product is annotated as transcription factor grauzone. Bases 74 to 1615 code for a protein of 513 amino acids. NCBI's taxonomy places the organism in Eukaryota, Metazoa, Arthropoda, Insecta, Diptera, Drosophilidae. Gene Ontology annotation, molecular function: zinc ion binding. The transcript is spliced from 4 exons. Gene Ontology annotation, cellular component: nucleus. The record is from RefSeq and is a predicted model, not a curated record.